AUAGUCCACGCUAGCGCAAAAUCGCCCCCUUGUAGGAAAAUCCAUCUCCCGCCUAAUUCUCGAAUCCUUGUGUGAUCUCUCGGGCAUCGCUAUCCAGCGAUUUUAGAAACAGCGCGCCUCUGAAAGUUGUUAACGAAAGCGAAGAGACAUAAGAAGCUCAGGCUUUUGAAAUCUGACUCUUAAAGACUCGCGGGCUUUCGGAAUUUCUCAAGCAUCGAUGGAGCAGGCAGCAGCGGCGUACGCAGGCGCGGCGCCGUGCAGCCCGCAGAGCGAUCACCUGCUACCGUUCGUCGCGCUCACCCACGAUAUCUCCGCGUCCGUCGCCUCCAUCCUCCUCUCCCCCUCCUCGCGCUCCAUCCACCCGCACCUCUUCCAAGCCUGGAACUUCACCCCUAGCCCCCGCGCGCCCAGCCCUCCCCCCUCCGCGCAUCGCUUCCCGUCGCCGCCGCCGGCGCAGCAGCUGUCCGAGUCCGCGCACUCCUCGCAACCCGCGCAGCCGGAGCAACCGCUGGAGUACGGCUGCUUUUUCUCCACUCCGCCCAUUUCCCUCGCUCCGCCUGCCGUCCCCAUCAUCCCUGGUAUCGCCUACACCCCCGCCGCCAGCGCCGCCAGCGCCAGUGGCUGCCCCUACCUUAGCGUUUUACCCGCCCCCCCGUGCGCGGCCGACCUUGCGCAGUCGAAGAAGGACCAGCCGCUGCGGGCGGAAGGGAACUCCUGGGAAGCUGAUGGUUACAGGCGGGCGGGACAGGGGGAGGUGGUAACCGAAGUAGUGAAGCAGCCGUUACAGCGGAGCCUCAGCCCCUCGCGUGAGCGGCGGAAGAGCGUGCUGCGCAGCAACAGCGGGGAUGGCGGAAGCUCCUCCGCGCGAGCGUUCGCAGGUGCAACGGAGAGCUCGAGUUACGGCAAACUCCCAAGCACAGGCGUGACAGUAUCGGGGCCUCGAACCGCCCCCUCGUGCGGCGAGUCUCGUACCUCAGGAGCAGGCUCGUUAUUGGAACAAUUCGCAUCGAUAUUCACCCGCCAGCCCAGCAAAGUCGCCGCCGUCGCCCCCUGCACCGGCGCAAGCGAUCGCGCUGCUGCUAUCCGCGCGCCGUUAGGUUCCGCGAAGCCGCCCCGCCCUCCGUCCCGCCAGUCGCUACUCCCGUCGCCCGCGCCACGAAGGAGCGAAACCCGCGGGAUGGGCGGAUUCUUCGGGCGGAAGGAGCACCGGCAGGGCAAGAGCGCCAGGAGUCGCAGCGGGAUGUGUGGCGGAAGCAAGGGCGGGCAGGCGGGCGGGGGAGGGGAGGGGGUGAUGCUGCCGAUGCUGCUGCUACUGGUGGCGCUUUUCUUCGUGCUCACGUUCGUGCAGCAUAUCUGGAGCCCGGAGCAAUCGGCGCUGAUUGCGGCGGACGAAGCGCGCGCGCGGUCGGGCAGCGGCGAGUACAGCGACUCGUGGGAGAUUCUCUGGAAUAGGAGCAACCCUAGUAAUGGCGGGAUUAGCGCGAGCGACGCGUGGUCCAGCGCUGCUGCUGCUGCGACGGCUGCUGCCUCGCGCACGGGCCAGAACCGCAAAUUGGGUCGCGCGCCUGUAGCGGCGCCAGAGGCGGCGAGCGGGAUGAAGGCGGAAGGAGCAGGGCUGGAAAGCAGGGACGCAGGAGUGGCCGGAGGAGCGGCGGAGGAGGGGGGCGCACUGGGGUUGGGGGAGUUGGGGAGCAUAGAGGUGGGCGGGGGGUGGGGGUGGGCAGCGGGAAGGGCAGAGUGGGGGGCGGGGAAGUGAAGGGGGCGGCUGGUCUGGCUGGAAUGGCGCAGUGGGGGCUGUCCGCGUGGCAAAUGAGGCGGCGGUUGCGGUGACAGGGGGAUGAGAGGGGGUGGGAUGAGACGCAAGUGAUUGUUGCUGCGUGUAUUGUGAUGUGCUAUUCAAUACCUUGCAUGUACCCCAUUGUGUGGUUUACAGCGAAGGAGAUUCAGCACGGGCUUUAUUCCAAAUGCACGGGGUGUGUAUAGAACGGAGCUUGGUGCCUGAGUUUGGUUGGUGCCCCAUGUGCGAGUUAGUAAUGAGAAGUGAAGGUCUGCUGUCGGAUAGUGAGAAGAUACAUACUCGGAGUAGAACGAAUGAGUAGGAGGUGGUACAAGGGGAUAUAACAUCAUGAUACAAGGUGGUACUGCUGUCUAGUGAUACCGUGCCAGUCUCUAUCUUUCAGGGUUGUAUUAGAAAGAAUAAUAAACUAGAAAGUGUGAGUACAAGGGUAUAUAGACUAGGGUGUUGUACCAGGGCC
Messenger RNA from Closterium sp. NIES-67, 2255 nucleotides. Lineage: Eukaryota; Viridiplantae; Streptophyta; Zygnematophyceae; Desmidiales; Closteriaceae. The record is from the annotation of a GenBank genome assembly.